CAAGAUGGAGGAAUACCACAAAAUUAUUCUUCUAAAAAUUUAGUCCAGUCGCUGGUGGUUGGAAGACAAAUAUCAGCUGCUGCAACAAAUGGCGGAUAUAGCUGCGAUUUCGGUUCCUUAAAAUAUUUUCUAUUGUGUGGAUUAGGAGGAAUUUUAUCCUGUGGGAUAACACACACAAUGGUAGUACCUUUAGAUUUAGUAAAAUGCAGAAUGCAAGUUGAUCCUAAGAAAUAUCUAAAUAUUUCUAACGGUUUCAAGAUUACCGUGGAAGAGGAAGGAAUGAGAGGUUUAGCUAAGGGGUGGGCGCCGACUUUUUUCGGAUAUUCAGCCCAAGGUAUGUUCAAAUUUGGUUUGUACGAAGUAUUCAAAGUAUUAUACUCGGGAGUGCUCGGUGAAGAAUACGCUUAUUUAUACAGAACGUGGUUAUACUUAGGAGCCUCCGCCACCGCCGAAUUUUUCGCCGAUGUAGCACUAUCUCCAAUGGAAGCAGUUAAAGUCAAAAUACAAACUGUACCGGGUUAUUCCAGUACGUUGAGGUCGGCGUUUCCCAGGAUAUACGUCGAAGAAGGCGUUAACGGUUUCUACAAGUCUUUGGUACCGUUAUGGAUGCGUCAAAUCCCGUAUACAAUGAUGAAGUUUGCUUGCUUCGAACGUACCCUCGAAAUUCUUUAUAAAUACGUCGUACCGAAACCUAGAGAACUUUGCAGUAAACCUGAACAGUUGGUGGUUACUUUUGCCGCGGGUUACAUAGCGGGUAUUUUUUGCGCUGUCGUAUCCCAUCCAGCGGAUACAGUCGUAAGCAAAUUGAAUCAAGCGAAAGGGUCUUCUUCGGGGGAUGUUAUAAAGCAAUUAGGAUUCGUCGGGUUGUGGAAGGGCUUAAUUCCUAGAAUUGUUAUGAUUGGUACGCUAACUGCCGCGCAAUGGUUUAUCUAUGACGGUUUUAAAGUUGCAUUAAGAAUGCCGCGACCUCCCCCACCGGAAAUGCCGGAGAGUCUUAAGAGGAAAUUUAAAAAAGAAGAUUAAUAAUCAUUAAAAUCAUUUCUAUACCAUUAGUUUUAUAUUUGUUGUUAUAGGCGUUAAUAAAUAUGUAAAAAAUAAUUUUUAUAAUUAAUCUAUAUGCUAUACGAUACAUAUUUACAAAAAAGAAAUUUAGAAACAUUAAUUGACGAGUUAUUUUAAAGUUGGCAAUAUACGAAAUCAUGAAAUUCAAAAGAACGGAAUAUGUCAUACACGAAACAUCAAUAUUUAACCGUACGAUAUUUUGUUGGAACAUAAAAAGGUAAGGACGAAAAGUGAUUGUCAAAAAUUUGUAUUUCUAGAUGGUUUUUCAUAAAAAAAUAUAAAAAAAGGUUUUUAUUUUUUUACUCCUAUUGAUAAAUUCAGCUUGCAAACUAUAAUAUAGUUGUUUAUCAAUGAAAAAGUAAAUGAAAUAAAAAAAAUGAAAAUAUAGUUAUUCGAUUUUCCGUAAUUUUACUACAUUCUAUUUAUAUAAAGUUUAAAACUUCAACCUAACUUGUAGUUAUUGCUUUUCGAGCCUUUUUUGGUAUUUUCUUUAAACUUCCCUUCGAUAAUAUUCAAUAUUGCUCCCAUUUUCAUUCUAAACAAAAUUGUACUUCAAUAAAACACAAUUAUCAACAAACAAUAUUGAAAAAACAACCAUUUAAACACAAUUAUUAUUUAAAAAAAAA
Messenger RNA from Diorhabda sublineata, 1688 nucleotides. RefSeq names its product phosphate carrier protein, mitochondrial-like. Gene Ontology annotation, cellular component: mitochondrial inner membrane. The transcript has a single exon. Bases 178 to 1023 code for a protein of 281 amino acids. The record is from RefSeq and is a predicted model, not a curated record. Gene Ontology annotation, biological process: mitochondrial phosphate ion transmembrane transport. Gene Ontology annotation, molecular function: phosphate transmembrane transporter activity. NCBI's taxonomy places the organism in Eukaryota, Metazoa, Arthropoda, Insecta, Coleoptera, Chrysomelidae.